Fusarium proliferatum ET1 is the source of this 1665-nucleotide messenger RNA. RefSeq lists its product as uncharacterized. The transcript is spliced from 4 exons. The record is from RefSeq and is a predicted model, not a curated record. The coding region runs from base 1 to 1665 and encodes 554 amino acids. NCBI's taxonomy places the organism in Eukaryota, Fungi, Ascomycota, Sordariomycetes, Hypocreales, Nectriaceae.
AUGGCGGACGCUAUUGGAAUCGCCGGUUUGGCGAUCGCCGUUUUUGACCAGCUUCUAAAGCUUGGGGAAAGAACUGCGCAGACUAUCCAGGACAUCCGCACAUUCGCUGAGGACUUGAGGCACGUUUCAGAGACGAUCAGACGAGAACAUGGAAUUACUAAGGCUUUGAAGUAUUUGUUAUUUGAGAAGUCUCCAAAAUACGGAGGACAAAUGCUGUUUGAACAGUAUGGAGAAGAGGUCCAAAGGACCAUAUUAAGCGUGGUAGAAGAACUCCUUGACACCCUGGAAAGCGCUGCAAAACUACUCGAUCGCCAUUGUGGCUCUGAUCAAUCAUGGUUCUCAAGAGAAAACCGAUUCAGGACUUCCCGCUCAAACAGCCCUUCCCCUUCCACAUCGACUGUGGAUAUAUCAUCCCAGCCCGGGACACAAAUAGCUGAGAGGAGUUCUAGCACUGUGUCCUUGGGCAGGAAGUUGAUAUGGUCUUUGUAUGACAAAAGAAGCGCUAAAGACAUCAUAGACCGUUAUGCAGAUCGGAAUAAUAACUUGUACCGGAUAGUGCAGCUUAACAGCUUUGCAUCUGGAAUCGGAGUUAACUUGCAACACCUAGAGAACAUGCAGCAUAAUCAAGCUGCAAAACAGCUAGGAUUUGACGAAACAGCCGGCCUACAGCUAUUAGCUCAAGCGGCUACUGUCGGCAUGGCAGACGACUUCGAGAUUAGCGACGAUUUUACUUUCGGGUGCAAAGAUGUAACACGGAUAGAAGACAGAUUUGUCACCUUCAACAAAAGUCGCACAUCGUACCUGCAGGAUACUUGUGAGUACAAGGUGAACAGCAGUGAAAUAGAUCAUCAAACAAGAUCACGGUUGAAUGGGCUGGUUGCACUCUUACAACAACCCAAAGGCCAAGUCUUUCGAAUUCCGAAAUGCAUCGGAUGGAGAUUUCUGCCAUCAACCCGAGAAAUAGCCUUCAUCUUUGAAUCACCAGGUGCUCCGAGAACCCAGCCUCAGAGCUUACUGCACCUCUUUGAUGAUCCCGGUAUCAAGCCGUCACUACAAGACAAGUUUAACCUGGUACACAAUCUUGCUACGAGCAUAUCGCAACUUCAGAUGGUCCAAUGGGUUCAUGAAAGUUUUAGGAGCGAGAAUAUCCUUUUUUUUCUUCCCCCUCCACUACAAGAUGACCCAAGAAAUGGCAGAAGCAACGUCGCAAUUUCGCUAGACAGUCCGUGGAUUCUGGGAUUCGAUUUCAGUCGGCCAGAGAGCUUCUUCUCACAUGGCUUUCCUGACACGAAUCCUGACAGGGACAUCUAUCGGCAUCCAGAAAGGCAAGGUCGGCCAACAAUGACGUUCAGCAAGUGGCAUGAUAUAUACUCUUUGGGCGUUGUUCUACUGGAAAUAGGUCUUUGGGAGCCAGCCAUUCAACAGCAGCAUCCCCGUGAUCUUUUCAGCGUGAUGAGGAACCCCGAGAACAUCAGAGAGAGACUCACGAAGGUAGCUCGGAGACGACUACCAGCAAAAGUCGGCGGUAAAUAUACCGAGUUGGUUGUGGCUUGCUUGACGGGUGACUUUGGGGUUGAGGAUGACACUAAGGAGGAUAUACACCUUCAACAAGCAUUUAGAGCUCAGGUUAUCUCCGUUUUAGCCCAGAUAGUGAAGAGUAUCUAG